CAGACCUCCAUGAUGCCAGUGCUUCUUGAUGAUUCACCCUUCCACGACAUCCUCACGACCAACACCCCGCCGAGUGGUGCACAAUGCAGCGAGAUUCAGGCAUUUCUUGAGCCUCACCGCACCAAACUUGUCGAGCUCAAGGGCGAUGUCACGCGUCUGCGCCGCCUGCUCGACGCUGCGAUUGAAGCGUGUGACGGGCUAGGCAGCUUCAUUGCCGCACACGACGCCGUCUUCUCGCCGAUCCGGCGCAUGCCCGAAGACAUUAUGCGCCUCAUCUUCAUGAAUACCCUUCCGGAACACCGCAACGCCGUCAUUGACGCGAGCGAGGGCCCUCUGCUGCUUGUACAGGUGUGCAGAUACUGGCGCGAGCUGACACUGGCAACGCCGCUGCUGUGGUCGUCCAUCCAUCUCGUCGUUGCCCAGGUCUUUCACGACAGCCUGAGGCCAGAAACUUGGACGUCCCCUGAGUUGCCUCCCGGGCCCGAGUUUCCGCAGUAUGUGGCACCCGACCUGUCUACGUGGCUCGUACGCGGCAAGAACGCCCCGCUCAACAUCACUGUAACGAUGCACAGCCUGAAGACGGGCCCCAGGAGCCGAAUGGUUGCGGAGGCCGAUUCCCACAUGGAUGAAACAAGCGCGACCAGGGUACCACCUUUUCUACGCAGCCUCAUAUCCGUUUCUUAUCGCUGGCGGGAUGUCGAACUGGUGAUAUGGGACGUGGACCAUGCUCAGGUGCUCUGUAAAAUACUUCCGGAGGACGUCCCGCAACUGGAGAGCUUAACACUUCAUUUUAUACUCGACACAGAGUCCUUUCCCGCCCACUCUCAGCUGCAGCUCCUCGCGACGCCUAGUCUUCGGAGCCUGUGCCUCCGGGGCCCCCAUCCCUAUCCCGCAUUCCCUGCUAGCGUUCUGUGGCAAAAUAUUGAAGCACUCACCCUCGAGCUCGACAUCACAGAGCUCAGUGACCCCGAGUCGCCGUUGCCAUUCCUGCACGAAUGUGUAUCGCUGGAAGAGCUCUCAUUGACAAUCUCACGAAGCUUGGACGACUCGGAGGACUCUGAAUUUCCGCAUUUGCCUUCCAACAUUCACAAUAUCAUACUCCCGCAGUUAGAAACACUUGACCUCGGCCAAGAAUUUGGUGUCUUCUGGAAUAACAUAUCCUCCAUCAUCACCCCCCUUCACGCCCCUCGCCUGCAGGCAUUGGAUCUUACACGAGGUCGCAUUCAUGAAUCCAACCUUCAGAUCCUGGCGCACAUAGAUCACCUUCGCGUUCUUGCUCUUCGGCUCGACGAUAUCACCACCUCUGUCUUUCUGUCCGCUCUCGAGUGCGUUCCCAUGCUCGAGGGCUUGGAUCUGGAAGGCACCCCUGCCGCCGACUGGGACCCUCCACUGGCUAAUACUAUCGGACCAGUCAACAUAGCACCCGGAUUUGUCAGCCUGAGCCUCCUUAGCCCCGAAGGUGUCCCUGUCGUGUCCCGGGCCAAUCACGAGUAUCUUGCGCAUCUCCUCCCCACACGUGCACCGACGCCACUUGUCCCGGCCCUGCGACGCCUCGGGCUAAGCUGCCGGUUUCCGCCGGUGGAACUCCUGGUCAGUCUCAUCCGCGCGCGCACUGUCGAGCUCCCGAGUGCUGAUCCACCGGUCGCCCGCCUCACAAACCUGGACUGUCACUUUGAUGGGGCCGGCAACUUGAAGGUGGAGCCAGCCACGGUCCAGGCGCUUGCGGACUGCGUGUGCCUUUCGCUGUCUAUACUAGCUUUCCCCGUCGUGCAGCCUCAGCCCUACUCUGUGUUUGAGGGCACAGAGCGCCAUCCAGGUAUGCACUGGGGUGGGCCUGUCGAGACGGUGGUGUACAGAUGCACCUCGGCCAACUGUCAUGGUCCGGAGCUAUGA
This is a messenger RNA of Mycena indigotica, 1893 nucleotides long. RefSeq names its product F-box domain-containing protein. Bases 10 to 1893 code for a protein of 627 amino acids. The record is from RefSeq and is a predicted model, not a curated record. Lineage: Eukaryota; Fungi; Basidiomycota; Agaricomycetes; Agaricales; Mycenaceae. The transcript has a single exon.